AGAUACAGCAUUUUAGUAUCGAUACGUUUGACAACCCUGAAGUUUUGAAACGCUUUACCCCGAGAUUCAUCAUAUUUUGCCUUUCAGUACAUUUUUUGUGCGAAUAGUUUUAAUUUGAAAAUGCAACCGGAUACGGUCACUUUGACUGGCUCGGUUAACUUGACACAAACUGCCUUUAGCUGGUUGAUUUCGGCUGCAAAAUAGGAAGUGGCAAAGUGAACUCGCGAGUCAUUUAAUCGUAACAUAUCCCUGCGUCGCCCAAAGUGCACACUGGGCCAUUGUCUUGCUUAACAUUGAAAUUAUUCAGAAAAUUCGCAAAUAUCAUUGGCACACUUGCACGAUUUCUCAAUUAUUUCGUCAAGUUGUCGCACGGCCAUCCCUGGAAGCAUGUCUUCGUAUGAUAAACCGACGCGGCCACCGAAAACGAUGCCUUCAUCCGUCUCGAAAAGCUAGUGAGUUAGCCACUGCAACGUUAGCCUUCGCUAAACUGGCCGCGUCAUGACAUUUGAUACAGCAACACAAAAAGCUAACUAGCGUUGCACAUGUUUCCAGGGUUGGGACCAGUGGCGAAUGUCAGCCACAAGGAGUGGUUUUAGAGAAUGAACGGGUAAUGCAAUCGCACGAUAAUGUAGAAGAGUUGCACGUAGCAUGCGUUAUUUAUCACAUGCUUAGUAGUCCAGAACGCGUAAAAGUCAAGAUAGGUUCAAGUCGGUAAAUGUUUUCCAUUUUUGGGGGAGUGAAUGUCAGUGUGUUGGUCUAGAAAUCGCGAAUUAAAGCGAGAAGACCAUGACGAACCCCCCCUUUGCUGUUGCGUUAGCCAGCAACACCUUAGCUAACGCUAGCUACAGUUUUUAACUAGCUCUGUAACUUAGCGUUGGCUUAUUAGUGGAAUUAAUCCGAGACUAACAGAAUUGAAGGACACAUCCGAGGCAACCCAACAUGGCUUCAGAGGAGGCGUCACUGCGUGCUCUGGAGAGCCUAAUGACGGAGUUCUUUCACAGCUGCACAACCAAUGAACGAAAACGGGAAAUAGAAGAGUUGCUGAAUAACUUUGCGCAGCAGACUGGAGCGUGGCGCCAUUGCUUGUUCUUCCUCUCCAAUACCCGGAAUGAGUAUGUCAUGAUGUACAGUCUCACAGUAUUUGAAAACCUAGUGAACAAGAUGUGGAUCGGUGUUGCAUCACAAGACAAAAUGGAGAUUCGCAGCUGUUUGCCCAAACUCUUACUUGAACACCACAAAUCUGUGCCCUAUUUCAUCCGUAAUAAACUCUGCAAAGUCAUUGUGGACAUUGGGCGCCAGGACUGGCCAAUGUUCUACCAUGAUUUCUUUACAAACACACUCCAGUUGAUCCAGUCCCCAGCUCUGGCACAGUUAGGAUUGGUAAUGCUGAAAACCACAUCUGAGGAACUCGCGUGUCCUCGUGAAGACUUGAGUGUUGCUAGGAAAGACGAACUGCGUAAACUGCUGCAGGACCAGGUACCGACAAUGCUUGGACUCUUGACAGGAAUCCUGGAAACAUACUGGGACAAGCACAGCAUCUUCGCAUCCACCCCACCACCCUCACCCACAUCAGGAGAAAGUGUGGAACUUCUGGGCACGCUUUUCCAGGGCAGUCAGUACUCAAAGCUUCUCUGCCAGCCCAUGGCAGCAUUAGACAACGAGAGUCAGCAACUCUGUUGUCUUGUACUGGAAUGCUUGGCCCACCUGUUCAGCUGGAUUCCGUUGUCCACUAGCAUCACACCCACUCUGCUGGCAUCCAUCUUUCACUUUGCACGAUUUGGCUGUGAUCUUUGCACAAAGGCCAAAUCUGGAUCUUUCAUCUCCUCCAUGUCAUCAUCUUCCAAUGGACACCUCAAUGCCGGGACAAUGCCACCUACAUCAAAUGGUGGAGGACGACAGACUGAGUGCAGCAAAGUUGAUCGUUCCCGACUCGGUGUACUCGCCAUGACAUGUGUCAACGAACUGGUGUCAAAGAACUGUGUGCCGAUGGAUUUUGAGGAGUACCUGUUGAGAAUGUUCCAGCAGACCUUCUUUCUUCUGCAGAGGCUCACUCGCGAGAAUAAUGCUCAUACAGUCAAGAGUCGGCUCCAGGAACUUGACGAGAGUUACUUGGAAAAGUUCACAGAUUUCCUACGCCUGUUUGUCAGUGUUCACUUGAGGCGGAUUGAAUCCAGUCCUCAGUUUCCAAUCGUAGAGUUUCUUGCGCUGCUUUUCAAGUACACCUUUAACCAGCCUACCCACGAGGGCUACUUUGCAUGUUUGGAUAUAUGGAGCGUGUUUUUGGAUUUUCUUACAACCAAAAUCAAAAGCAGACUAGCUGACAGAGAAAUUGUUCUCAACAGAUACAAAGAUGCUUUAGUCCUUUUGCUAAGAGAAGUUCUGAAUCGAGUGCAGUUUCGAUACAAUCAGGUUCAAUUGGAAGAACUGGAUGAUGAAACGCUGGAUGAUGAUCAACAGACUGAAUGGCAAAAGUACCUACGUCAGAGUCUGGAGGUUGUUGCCAAGGUGAUGGAGUUGCUCCCUUCACAUGCAUUCUCUACUUUGUUUCCCAUUCUUCAAGAAAACCUGGAUGUGUACUUGGGUCUGCAGCAGUUCAUUGUCACCACUGGCACAAGUCGUAGGCUAAAUAUUACAGCUGAGAAUGAUUGUCGCCGGCUUCAUUGCUCUCUCAGAGACCUCAGCUCCCUUCUACAAGCUGUCGGGCGCUUGGCUGAACAUUUCAUUGGAGAGAUUUUUGCCUCACGUUUUAAUGAUGCCCUUGCAGUUGUUGAGAGGCUCGUAGAAAUGACUGUCUAUGGUUCUCGGACUAGCUUGUAUGACCUGGAAACCGCAGUGCCUUCUGUACUCAAACCAGACCUUAUUGAUGUACAUGCACAGGCCCUUGCAGCUUUGCAAGCCUACUCUCAUUGGCUUGCACAGUUCUACAGUGAGGUCCACAAUCAAAACCAGAGCCAGUUUGUCAAUCUCAUAACAUCUGCAGUUGAUGCCAGUAGCCCCCUUAUCACUGCAAAGGUACCAGAAAAGUUACUGCUGUGUGCGUGCCACCUGAUGGUUUCAAUCACCUUCACCGUGCGACCUGUGUUUAUGGUCACUUUGCCUGCUGUUCAGAACAUCUUCAACCUCGUUACUCAGAAUGUAACUCGCAGGCUCCCCCUCGAGGCUCACUUGCUUGUAUGUCGGACUUUAUCCAACAUGCUACUGCUCCCAUGGCCAAAUUUACCAGAGAGCGAGCAGCAAUGGCAGACACGGUCCAGCAACCACGCCAGCAUGCUGGUGGCCCUCACUCGGGAAUAUCGUAUGUUAAGAGGCACAGUGAACAUAUCUCCCCGACGACCGGAAAUGCAUGAUUUGAAAGCAGUGAUUCAGCAGACCUUACCUGUCCUCAGAGACAUCGUGGAGAGCAUAUCUGGAGAGUCCACUAAAUCACGUCAGAUCUGUUAUCAGAGUUUGCAGGAGUCAGUCCAAGUGUCCCUCACCCUUUUUCCUAUCUUUAUUCAGCAGCCAGAUGUCACGGAUGAGAUGUUGGCCUUCUUCUUAACGUUGUUUCAGGCGCUGCGAGUACAGAUGGGUGUUGCCUUCACUGGACAGAUCCUCCACACAUUCCUCAGCUUGUUCACCAGGGAACAGCUGGCAGCCAGUAUUUUGCAGGAGGGCAGCGCAGGAUGCCGAGUGGUACAAAAGUUCUUGAAAAUUCUGCAGGUGGUGGUACAAGAACCUGGUCAGGCCUUUAAACCGUUUCUACCCAGCAUUCUCUCCCUUUGCAUGGAGCAAGUUUACCCUGUUGUGGCAGAGCGGUCUUCCCCUGAUGUCAAAGCAGAAAUGUUUGAGCUGCUAUACCAAAUACUUCACCAAAACUGGAGGUACUUCUUUAAAACUUCUAUUCUAACAAGUGUCCAAAGAGGAGCCCCUGAAGACGCCAUGGAGAACGAGACCCAGUUCAUAGCUGCCAUGCAAGCUUUUGGUCAGUCUUUCCUGCAGCCUGACAUCCACAUCUUCAAGCAAAAUCUCUCCUAUUUAGAAUCCCUCAACAGCAAGCACAAGUUGUAUCACAGAAAGCUUUUCCGGACCUCGAUGCUGUUCCACUUCAUCAACGUCCUGCUGCAGGUCCUCCUCCACAAGAGUCACGACCUUCUCCAGGAAGAAAUAACCUUGGCCAUUUACAACAUGGCCUCUGUGGACUUUGAUGCCUUUUACUCAGCCUUCAUGCCAGAGUUCCUCAACAGCUGCCAGGGUGUGGACACCAACCAGCGAGCCGUCCUCGCACGCAACUUUAAGAUAGAGCGGGACUUGCCUUCCUUCACUCAAAGCGUUCAACGGCUGGUGAACGACCUUCGCUACUACAGGCUGUGCAACAGCAGCUUACCCACUGGCACCAUCAAGCUAUAGCGCGACUGAACCACUGCACCAAGGACAUACAAGGACUGCCUGUGUUGACCACUUUGCCCAACACUCCAAACUGUUUUGGCUUAAGUCUCCAAAGUUUUAGGAAGGUUGAGGAUGCUGCUGUUUUAUUGAUUCCUACUGUAAACAUUUGACGCGUAUUGGUUAAAGAAGCGCCCACCGCAUGCCGCCAAUAAUUAAUUGGCAAGAAAUGUUAACCUGGUCUGGAGUGGGGUCGUUUUUCCCCCAGACCUGGACCAGUCUGAGCCAGGCCUUCUUUUCCUCGUAUCGGCCGCAAAGUCGAGCUAGGACUGAGCACUUUUAACUCAUUUUGAGUUUUUGAAAUGUCUGCUUUUGUUAAUUUUUGCAUUGUUUUUUUUUUUUUCAUCUCCAAAGGAGACUGACUUUCAACUUAAAAUCUUUCACAUCAUUCCAUUCUGAAAGAGAAAACUUGAUUGAAUUAAUAAAAUGCUUUUUUAUAUA
Messenger RNA from Corythoichthys intestinalis (scribbled pipefish), 4863 nucleotides. It is a transcript of the gene xpo6, whose product is annotated as exportin 6. The transcript is spliced from 24 exons. Gene Ontology annotation, molecular function: small GTPase binding; nuclear export signal receptor activity. Gene Ontology annotation, biological process: protein export from nucleus. The record is from RefSeq and is a predicted model, not a curated record. Bases 940 to 4386 code for a protein of 1148 amino acids. Lineage: Eukaryota; Metazoa; Chordata; Actinopteri; Syngnathiformes; Syngnathidae.